Chenopodium quinoa (quinoa) is the source of this 4992-nucleotide messenger RNA. RefSeq names its product putative disease resistance protein RGA3. The transcript is spliced from 2 exons. Gene Ontology annotation, biological process: defense response to fungus. The record is from RefSeq and is a predicted model, not a curated record. Bases 17 to 1186 code for a protein of 389 amino acids. Lineage: Eukaryota; Viridiplantae; Streptophyta; Magnoliopsida; Caryophyllales; Amaranthaceae. Gene Ontology annotation, molecular function: ADP binding.
UCUGUACCAAAACCCAAUGGCUGAACUCGGAAUCUCGAUUGCUGCGAAACUCAUAGAAGUGAUUAGCAGUGAGAUCAUUCAAGAGAUAUGCGAUAUGUGGGGCUACAAAUCUGAUCUUGAAGACCUUAACAAAACUGUAACCAGCAUCAAGAAUGUGCUCCUUGAUGCCGAAUUCAAGCGAGAGCUCACCAAGGCAGAACGAGGCUACAUCGAGGACCUCAAGGAUGUUGUUUAUGAUGCCGACGACUUGUUCGAUGAGUUCCUCACUCUUGCUGAGCUGAAACAGAUCGAUGGCAAUGUCAACAAGGGUGGUAAGUUCUCUGAAAAGCUGCGUUGUUUCUUUUCUUCUAAGAAAAAGAAGAUGAGUCAAGCUUACAAGAUGUCUUGUAAGGUUAAGGAGAUUAAGAAGCACUUAGAUGAUAUAGUUGAUAGGCACACUAAGUUUGGGUUUAAAGUUGACUAUAAGCCUAUUUGUAGGAGAAGGGAGGAAACUUGUUCGUAUUUACACGCGAAUGAUAUUAUUGGGAGGGAUAAGGAUAAGGAGACGAUCAUAGAUAUGUUGCUGAAUCCUAGUAUGAAACAAGAUUUUUGUUUCCUGACUAUUGUGGGAAUGGGAGGGUUGGGAAAAACCGCUCUUGCUCAACUUGUGUUUAAUGAUGAUAAGAUAAAGAAUGAGUUUCCGGAUUUGAGGUUAUGGGUUUGUGUCUCUGAUCAAGAUGGGGAGAUAUUUGAUGUGAAAGCAAUCCUUUGUAAGAUUGUUGAAUUGGUUACUCAUUGUAAGAUUGAUGGUAGCUCUACAAUGGAAUUGGUGCAAAACCGAUUUCAAGAUCAAUUACGAGGAAAAAAGUUCUUCCUUGUUCUUGAUGAUGUAUGGAAUGAGGACCGUGAGAAUUGGCUUGCUUUGAAGAAGUUCUUGAUGUUGGGUCGAGGGGGGAGUAGGAUUGUGAUAACUACACGUUCAGAGACUACAUCAGCUAUAAUAGGGGAUGAAAAUGCCUAUAAGUUACAAGGGUUAUCUCAAGAGGAUUCGUGGAAGUUGUUUAAGAUGUCGGCAUUUAGCAAUGGAUGUAACCAAGAAAAUCAUGGCGAGUUGGUUGAGAUUGGGAAGAAGAUUGUUGCAAAGUGUCAUAGCGUUCCUUUAGCUAUAAAGGUGGUAGGAAGUCUUUUGUUUGGGCAAGACAUAUGAAAGUGGGAGUCGUUUGAACAGAGCGGACUAGCCAAAAAUGGUGAAGGCAAUAAUAGGAUUAUGUCUAUAUUAAUGCUCAGUUACCACAAUCUGGCAUCCUCGUUGAAGAGUUGUUUUAGUUAUUGUGCAGUGUUUCCAAAGGACCAUGUAAUAGAGAAGGGUAUAUUAAUUCAACUUUGGAUGGCACAAGGAUACAUUGUGCCAUUAGAAGGAGGUCAAAGUAUAGAUGAUGCUGCGGAGGAACAUUUUGUAAUUUUGUUACGGAGAUGUUUCUUUCAAGAUGUCAAAACAAAUGAACGUGGUGAUAUAGAUUCAAUUAAGAUCCAUGACUUGAUGCAUGAUGUUGCUCAAGAAGUGGGGAAGGAGGAGGCCCGUGUAGUGACUUCUAUGACAGAUAAAAUGGGUGAUAAAAUACGUCAUGUGCAAUGUGUUGGUGAUAUAUGUCCAGAAACGAUAUCUUCAUGUAGCAAUAAGAUUCGUUCAUAUAUUUGCAAUGUGAGUAAAAAACCUUCAGUGGAUACUCUAAUUGACAAGUGGUUGUGCCUAAGGGCGCUUGAUUUGUCAGGAUCGCACAUUAAAAUCUUGCCCGAUUCAAUAGGUAAGCUGUUGCAUUUAAGGUUUCUUGACCUGUCUCAUAAUAGAAGUUUGGAGAUACUUCCUGAUGCAAUUACAAGGCUGCAUAAUCUGCAGACAUUAAAUUUAAAAUAUUGCAGUAAUUUAAGGGAGUUGCCAAAAGAUUUUAGCAAACUGGUUAACCUCUGGCAUUUGGAUUUACUUUCUGAUGUUAAAUUAAGUGGUAUGCCUUCAGGCUUGGAUAAGCUAAGUAGUCUUAGAGUUCUUACUACUUUGUGGUGGGUAACAGAAAUUCAAGUGAUGUUGACGAGCUGAAAGCCCUAAAAGCCCUAAAACCUCUCAUCAACUUAAAGGGAUCCAUCAGGAUUGCAAUCGGUGAAUAUUAUACUAAUAGAAAAGUGGAAGGCAUGAAUAACGGGGUAGAGGGAGGGUAUCUGAAGAGCAUGAAAUAUCUCACCAGCGUCGAUAUCGAUUUUAGUGAUAAACAGGGUGGAUGUGUGAGACAUGAAGCUGUGUUGGAAGUCCUGGAGCCACCUUCAAAGCUCAAGGGGUUUUGCUUGAGCGAUUACCAGGGUACAAUAAUUCCAAAGUGGGGGACAGCGGAGAGUAACUGGGCAGUCUCCCUAUCGCGUCUUGUCAAUAUCAGGUUUCAUGGAUGUACAAACUUGACGGAGAUGCCAGUGCUAAGUAAAAUGCCUCAUCUGAAAUCACUGGUACUUGAAUAUUUGGAUAGCUUGGAGUACAUGGAGAAUACAAGCGGAAGCAUGAGCAAUUACGGUGAAGAAACUGCAGAAUUGGCAACGUUCUUCCCUUCCCUUACAAAACUUAUUUUUCGAAGUAUGUAUAAAUUGAAAGGUUGGCGGAAGGAGGAGCCAUCAGCUGAUGAUAAUCACGGCUUGAAUUCCAGGUGGAGAUUUCCCUCUGUAUCCAUAUUAGAUAUCUACAAUUGCCCAAACCUGACGUUAAUUCCUCAUUGUCCAAACCUAGAAAAGCUGACCUUCUUGACAAGUAGUAAAAAUUUCCAAAUAUUAAAAACAGCAGAUGAUACUUCUGUCAGUGCCAAAUUUUGGUACCUGCAUACCGACAAUGCGAGUAUUUUGAAAUCAGUGCCCACAAAUAGUCUUACCUCUCUUUGGAUAACAGAAGGUAGAGAUCAGGAGAGGGAGAAUGAAUCAGAAGUUGGAGAGGCAUUCCAGAGAUGCGCAUCUUCUUUGCAAAGUCUAACAAUAGACGAAAUAAAUAGACUGAAAAGACUGGCUGGAGGAACAGGUUUGCAACAUUUCAGUGCUUUGGAGGAAAUCAAAUUAGGCAGAAGUAACUUUCUCUACGGCUCCGAAGUGUAUGAAGAAGAUGACAACAUGAUGCUUUGGAAAUCUUUUCCUCAAAGCCUCCGCUCCUUGUAUUUACAUAGAUUUGAAUGGACUAGUUUGCCAAAGGGGAUGCAGUACUUGACCUCCCUCAAAGCCCUCACCAUUUACAAAUGUACCAAAUUGACAGCCCUCCCAGAAUGGAUAAGCAGUUUGUCUUCUCUUCAAAGCCUGGUCAUAUUGGACUGUUGUGCCCUCAAAUCAAUACCAGAAGCAAUGCGGACACUCACCUCCCUCCAGAGACUUUCCAUAGAACGUUGCCGGAACCUAUUGAAAAGAUGCAAAGAACCUGAUGGAGAGGACCGUCCCAAAAUUCAACACAUCCCUCAAAUUGAACUACUAUACGGAUAUUAUUAGGCUUCUGAGUCUUGCUGAUAACAGCCUGAGAUGACCAGAUGUACAUUAUCUGCAAGAGGAAAAAAAAAAAGACGUCUUGAAGUAAGCUUGUUUAUUUGUUCAUUAAGGGAAUCCGGACAACGCUUUGCUUAUGUAUACAAACCUGAUCAAUUGAUGGCAAGUCUGCUGUAAAUUUUCUGCCUCAGUCGUCACGCUUAAGACUAAAGGGGGGAAGCAAAGAAAUCCUCAUACUCUCAAACAAAUGUAGUUGGACUGUUGGAAGUUUAUUCAGAUUUUGAGAAUAAAAGUCAUUCAGACUGCCUGUAUUCCUCUGAUCCUUGAAAGAGGAUGACUUGCCAUGAAGAACUCUUCAUCAGAACUUUUAUUACUAAGAAAGUAAUAAAAAGUAUGGCUGGUGAGUUUUUCUGAGGGGUUGCUGUUCUUAAUCACAUUACAUUCAUUGCCAAUUUCUGGGGUGACUUGAUUAUUGUGAGUUUCUUUAGAAAAUUGAGAAACUUUCACAUUUUUCUCUGUAUUUUGGCUCUAAAGAAUUGUAACAGUUGAAUCUUUUGUAAGAUGGUUGAUUCAGUUUUCUUUUUUAUGAACAUAAAAUGAACCUGCUUUGGUUUGUUUCAUGUAUGAUAUAAACAAAAAAAAAAAAAAAAAAAAAAAAAAAAAAAAAAAAAAAAAAGACUUGAAUUUCCUGAGGGGUUGCUGUUCUGAAUCACAUUCCAUUUGUAGCCAAUUUCUGCAGUGACUUGAUAUAACAGUACACAAAUGCAACUGUACUACUGAAGAUAGCAAUCACCAAUUCUUUUCAUUCAAACAGAACUUGCAGUGUCAUUCUUCAAAUGUAUAUAUACAGACAAGCUGAAAAUUAUCAUUUCAGGCCUGAGCUAAUACACUUAACUGCUUAAGGCACUAUAGCAUUGUUUCUGUUAGUUACUGCAUCGAUGAUCUCUUAUCUGCAACUUUUUUGGGGAAAAAGUAUCAUUGGUUUUCCCUUGUAUGUCUAUUUCUUUAGGAAAUUGGGAGGUUUUCACAUUUUUCUCUGUAUUUUGGCUCUUGUAGGAAUUGUAACAAUUAAAUCUUUUGUACGAUUCUUAAUUCAAUUUUCUCUUUUAUGAAUAAAAAUAAAACUGCUAUGGUUCGUUUCGUUUAGAUCCUUAUAUAUAUAUAUGUUCAGAUCAUCUUUUGCAUUAUUAUAGGCAACUGAUGACUGACUGUAAUGUAAGAUCAGGCGCGCCUACUUCUACGCUGUGAACCUGCUGCUCUGAUCCAAUUAUUGUGAUGACUUGUUUAUGCCAACAAAUGCAUUGAUUCAGUUGGUUCCCAAUAGUUAUGCCACAAUGAAAAUCCAUAUUGUUUCUGAUUGAAUCAAUUAAAUAAAUCCAUAUGAAAGUUGAUCAUCAGGGCUUCCAAGGUUUCCAACAGUCUAUUUAUGUAACACUUGCCAAUGCAUCUACUGGCCGUGUGUUGGACAGUGCAUUUCAUACCCACCUUCGCAUCCUCACUGCCAUGAGUGUCUAA